Messenger RNA from Synchiropus splendidus (mandarinfish), 1866 nucleotides. RefSeq names its product protein NDRG3-like. NCBI's taxonomy places the organism in Eukaryota, Metazoa, Chordata, Actinopteri, Syngnathiformes, Callionymidae. The transcript has 16 exons. The record is from RefSeq and is a predicted model, not a curated record. Gene Ontology annotation, biological process: signal transduction. The coding region runs from base 133 to 1320 and encodes 395 amino acids. Gene Ontology annotation, cellular component: cytoplasm.
UUAGCACCGCCCCUCAGUGUCCGCGUGCGGCUGUCAGCUUCCCCGGUGCGACUAUUAUCUCUCCGUCUUCCUUCGGAACCGCUUGGGUUUUGGAUUGUACGGCACCUGGAUAAUAGGCAGGCAAGUGGUUUCAUGAUGGAGGAGCUUCACGAUGUCCAGCUGACUGAGAUCAAGCCUCUCCUGACUUCACAGAAUGGACAAAACCUCCAAGACUUCGACUGUCAGGAGCAUGAUGUAGAGACUCCACAUGGUGUGCUGCAUGUUACCAUGAGAGGGGUUGCUAAGGGCAACCGACCCACAAUUCUCACCUACCAUGACAUUGGCCUGAACCACAAGUCUUGUUUCAACAGCCUGUUUAACUACGAGGACAUGCAGGAGGUGACUCAGCAUUUCUCGGUUUUGCACAUUGAUGCUCCGGGUCAACAAGAGAACGCUCCCACAUUUCCCACUGGAUACCAGUACCCCACUAUGGAUGAAUUGGCUGAGAUGCUGCCUUCAGUCUUGACACAGCUCCAGGUGAAGAGUGUUAUUGGCAUCGGGGUUGGAGCCGGGGCCUACAUCCUCACCAAACUUGCUUUAAAUGAACCCAUGCUGGUUGAAGGUUUAGUUCUCAUCAACGUCGACCCAUGUGCCAAGGGUUGGAUGGACUGGGCCGCCUCAAAGCUGAGCGGCUGGACCAGCAACCUGGUGGACAUCUUGAUGGGACACCACUUCAGCCCUGACGAGUUGACUGAGAACAAGGAGCUCAUUCAGACGUACAGACUCCACAUCUCUCAGGAUAUACCACAGGACAACCUGGCCAUGUUUUACACCAGCUAUGACACUCGCCUCGAGUUGCAGAUGGAGCGUCCAGUUCCUGGCCUCAAUGAGAAUGAAGUGAAGACACUCCGGUGCCCUGCUCUGUUGGUGGUUGGAGACACAUCACCUGCCGUGGAUGCCGUCGUGGAGUGCAACUCUAGACUGAACCCUAUAAAGACCACACUGCUCAAGAUGGCAGACUGUGGAGGGCUUCCUCAAGUGGUACAGCCUGGGAAACUCGCAGAGGCCUUUAAGUAUUUUGUCCAGGGGAUGGGAUACAUCCCUCAUGUUGUCUUAAAUCACCUGAGAGCCAAUCAGGUAUCAGGAUUUUAUCAGAGCCCCGCCCUCUCUCCAUCCUCUCACCAUGAUGUCAGUCGGAUCGUUUUUGUCUGCAUGUUGCUGCACUUUUUCUUUCCCCACACAGAUUCUUUCUCGGUCAGUAGGCGUGGCCAGCAGGUCGUACAGCAUGCCAACACUUUCAGCUCGCACUUUGUGAUGAGAUUCUGCAGUUGUUUUUUUUAAGUGAUGCUUCCUAUGUGUAAUGAAUCUCAUCAACAGAACAAAGCUCCCUUUUAGUCAGAUUAUAAAAUGUACCAAAAGUUUUCAAGGAAGUAGAACCUGGGACAGACUCAUGAACCAAUGAUGGUCCAUGUGGAGCCAAAACUGCCCCUUAUGGACUACAAUCUUUAAAUAUAAUUCUGGUGCAGAUUGUAGCGGCUCAUGGGAAACUGUCUCUGGUCUUUACCUUCCUUGGUCUAUUUUUGGUACUGACCACUGCAACACUCAAAAAAGAAGUAUCUAGUAUAAAAAAUAUUUUUUAUCUCCCAUCUGUCAUCCAUACGAGCCAGCUGAAAGAUCAUCUUUAUCUUGAUAUGAAACACAUUAUUAUUAUAAUAUUUCACUCUACAUUAUUUUACAUGAAAGCAGCAAAAAGUGAUCUUUGCUUUGACUGUUAGGAUUUGAACCCCGCCACUGUGCAGGCAAUUCAAAUCCGAGAUGGAGAUGAUGACUCAUUUAAAAAAAAAAGGGACACCCAAGAACACUAACAUUAAGCGGAGAUUUGCUUCC